Messenger RNA from Indicator indicator, 933 nucleotides. RefSeq names its product basic helix-loop-helix family member e22 (gene BHLHE22). The record is from RefSeq and is a predicted model, not a curated record. The coding region runs from base 1 to 933 and encodes 310 amino acids. Gene Ontology annotation, molecular function: protein dimerization activity. The transcript has a single exon. NCBI's taxonomy places the organism in Eukaryota, Metazoa, Chordata, Aves, Piciformes, Indicatoridae.
AUGGAGCGGGCGCUGGGGCUGCCCGCAGAAGAAGACCUCUUCCACAAGAGCCUCGCCGCCUCGGCCAAGCGCAUGGAAUCCGCCUUCCGUUCACCCCCGGGGCUCGACCUCUCCCACCCCCGCGACCGGCAACCUUCUCCUCUCGCUUGCUACGAAGCGGCGGAGCCCGAGGGGUUGCUGGCAGCCGGUGUCGGCGGGGACCCGCUGGCUCUGCCGCCGGGCUCCGUGUGUCUCAAGUACGGCGAAAGCACCAGCCGCAGCUCGGUGGCCGAGAGCAGCGGCGGCGAGCAGAGCCCCGACGACGACAGCGACGGUCGCUGCGAGUUGGUGCUGAGAGGAGCCGGGGGGGACCCGCGAGUAGCUUCGCCGGCGGCGGGCGGUGGCGGUGGAGGAGGUGGGGGGGGCGGCGGCGGCGGCGGAGGAGGAGGAGGGGGGCUGAAGGCGAGCGAGGGCGGCUGCUCCAACAGCCACGGGCACGGCGGCAGCAAGAAGUCGAAGGAGCAGAAAGCUCUGCGGCUGAACAUCAACGCGCGGGAGCGGCGACGAAUGCACGACCUGAACGACGCUCUGGACGAGCUGCGGGCCGUCAUCCCCUACGCCCACAGCCCCUCGGUCAGGAAGCUCUCCAAGAUCGCCACGCUCCUCCUGGCCAAGAACUACAUCCUGAUGCAGGCUCAGGCCCUGGAGGAGAUGAGGAGGUUGGUGGCUUAUCUCAAUCAAGGUCAAGCUAUCUCAGCAGCCUCUUUACCCAGCUCGGCGGCGGCGGCGGCGGCGGCGGCGGCCGCGCUUCAUCCUGCCCUCGGAGCCUACGAGCAGGCGGCCGGGUAUCCUUUCAGCGCCGGGCUGCCUCCCGCCACCUCUUGCCCCGAGAAAUGUGCCAUUUUCAACAGUGUCUCCUCCAGCCUCUGCAAACAGUGCACGGAGAAGCCUUAA